Messenger RNA from Penicillium odoratum, 2715 nucleotides. RefSeq lists its product as uncharacterized. Lineage: Eukaryota; Fungi; Ascomycota; Eurotiomycetes; Eurotiales; Aspergillaceae. The transcript has a single exon. Gene Ontology annotation, molecular function: triacylglycerol lipase activity. Bases 1 to 2715 code for a protein of 904 amino acids. The record is from RefSeq and is a predicted model, not a curated record.
AUGUCCCUCCUCGAUCAGCCUGAUCUGCUAGGCUCUCGGCAAGAUAAACGAUCCGAUCAGCAACCGCCGAACCAGCAGAUAUCCUAUUCCUCCGAAUCAUCCGGCAAUGCGGUCGCAUCCGAAUCCCCCUCACAGUACUCUUCCUUCUCGAGCUCCGACAGCGAUGGCCCAACCCCGCAUUAUGACAGUGAAAAGGACGAAGAUGAUGCGAGUGAUGUCGUCGGUGUCAGCAUUGGCCCAACCCAGAGUCGCAUGAAAGCUCGCGCUACACCCGCCGAAGAGAAAACCCGUGCUCUGGAGAACAGCGGUGGGUACUUCAACGAGGUACCGGACACAUUCGGCGAGGAUGGCCUGUUCGUAUCGGAAUUGACGGCGGAGCCUGAAUCGGUUGAGUCUGAUUUGGCGGCCCAACAAGCUCCUGCUGAGCGGACGACUCGGAGGGGCCCAGCGCAUCCUCAUGCACAUUCCUUACCGGUGGAGCGCCGGGCGCCACGCGGUCCCCACACUGGAGGCUCUGCGUCAGCGGGCGUGCAUGAGCCCAAGGAAUCCGGCCAUCGAUCGGGCUUUACCCGUUCGCUGCUGAAGACCUCGCUUCCCAGUCGGCCACGGGCUUGGUCUGGGGAGCUAAAGAAGUUCUUCCCGGACCUGGGCGCUCUGGCGAAGCGGCCGACGCUGCCAUUUCUAGGGAAUGCCCACAACCGGGCUCGCAGUCAAACCGUAGAGGGUGCAAGGAAACGGAAUGCGACGCUGCAGAAGAGAGCGAAGUCGUUGGAUCGGCGUCACCCGCCUUCUCCUCCGUUGCCUAAUGGGGGUCAUGAUUCAGAUGAAGCUGAUGAUGGGCAUCAUGUGCCGGAGCUGAAAUCGGUGGAAGCAAGCUCCGCUGUUAAGCAUUCUUUCUCCCGACGGCCCAGUACAACACCGGGGCGACCGCCAAGUCUUCGUCGAUCAUCUUCGGAUCAAUCGCUAUACUUGCGUGCAUCGUCCACGGCGUCGUCGUUGGAACAACGGCCGCGAUAUGAGAAUGUGCAUUCCCAGGUCAAUAGCCGGUUCAAGGCGAUUAAAGAUUCCUUGCAAGAUUCAAGUAGCCGCUUGCUUAGUAUGCCAGCCUUGAAUCUGCAGGACAUUCGUAAUGAUUGGAAUUCGCGGCCAUUCUUCCCUGAUAUCGGGGGCUCAGGUAGCUCGGAUAAAGAUCUGAAUGGUUCGACACAUGCAGCCGCGACGCCGCCGCCUCCUCCGCGACAGAACACACAGUCCACACAUCCAAUCCUAGAAGAGGCUAUGUCAGAACUGACCGGAGAUAUCGUGAUCCUUGGUGGCUAUCGAGGUUCGAUCCUGCGAUCUGCCAAGCCACCUCAUCGACAGCUGUGGGUUCCAAUGAAGGUGGGACUGAAUCUGCGAAAGGUCGAUCUGGAGGUUGGUUUGACUCACGAAGACGAGGAGCGCAUGGAAGAGACCAUCGUUCCAUCUGGUGUGCUGUCCCAUGUUGGCCCCGUGGAUGUAUGCCGCCGGUUGAUGAAGCGGCUCCGGAAAUCCGAGAAUGCUAUCCGCGGCGAUCUUCGCGUUUGGGACUACGGCUAUGACUGGCGGUUGAGCCCAGACCUGCUUUCAAAAAGGCUAAUUGAGUUCCUCGAGGGUUUGCCAUCCAAUCGCCCGAACAGCACUGGCCAGAGACGUGGUGCCUACGUCAUCGCGCAUAGUCUCGGCGGCCUUAUAACUCGGCACGCCGUCAACCAACGACCCGAUCUCUUUGCCGGUGUCUUAUACGCAGGAGUCCCCCAGCACUGCGUCAACAUCCUCGGUCCCUUGCGCAACGGCGACGACGUCCUACUCAGCUCCCGUGUCCUAACAGCUCAGGUCAACUUCACCUUCCGCACCAGCUUCGCCCUCCUCCCAGAAGACGGCCAUUGUUUCAUCGACAAGCAAUCCAAAGAAGAAUUCCGAGUGGAUUUCUUCGACGCCGCAAGCUGGGACGAACACCGUCUCUCUCCAUGCAUACAGCCAUGUCUCCCACCCAUGACGGCCCCAAUAAUUCGCGGCUUCAAAGACUUCACCCUAAUCGGUAAACGAUUCUCUAUGGGUCCUCGCGAUGACGCCGAAACAAGCGUCCAAGACUUCGCAGACUUCAACGAACCAAACACAACCACAGACGAAGAUACACCCACCCGCAAACAAGGUUCCGCUCAUUCGUCUCGCUCUCCAUCGCGCGCUGCUGCAGAAAACAUCUCCAUCCCAGCCGACGGGAUUGUAGGCCCUGUCUCACACCCGCGUGGUAGUGCUGGUUCAAGCAAAGCUUCAACAGCUAGUACCAUCCCCAAAGCUGCUGCUGUCGAAUAUCUGAAACGCACUCUUGCGGAGGUUAAGCAAUUCAAGUCGGAACUGGAGUUCCAGCCUGAUCAUCAGUCGGGUAACAAGUACCCGCCUGCAGCUGUGUUGUAUGGCAAGAGUGUGCCUACCGUUUAUGGAGCCCGUGUUGUCUCACGCGAAGCGAUCAAGCAUCAAGAUUGCUAUGAUGAUUUGGCGUUCGCGGCAGGUGAUGGUGUUUGUCUUGCUUCUGCUGCGAUGUUGCCGCCUGGAUACCGGAUUAUCAAAGAUGGGCUGGUGAAGAGUGAACGUGGUCAUGUUGGAUUACUUGGAGAUCUCGAGGGCGUGGGGCAGUGUCUGAGGGCUAUUGUUCGGGGACGCAGAGAGGGGGUUGGUUUGGGUAGCCAGAAUUAA